UGCCCUCCUUUCGAACCCUCCAUUGCCGAGCCUCUCGAUGGCAGCCUCUGGACCGCGGACGGUCGACAUCAGCGCGCCGCCAAGGACAUACGCCAUAAUGAUACACUACCGCUUGCAGCAAGAUCGCGUGCGAUCGGGCAGAGUUUCAAAGGCCCCGGUCAUCGGCGGCCGGCCCUGUGCGCCUUCUCGGUUGGCGUCUUGGCGCAGUCGACAUCCUCAAAAGAGAUCAUAUGGUCCUCAGUCGCCUACGUCUACCAUGGCGAACGGCAGCCUCUUGUUGCCCUCGGCAGUCCAAUUCUCACCCCGCUUGGAGCCCAGCAAAUGUUGGCCCAAGGCACUCACUUUCGCGCCCGAUACCUGAGCAGUGGAACAUCUGGCAGCACCGGGAGUUCACACCGCAUAUCGAGUCUUGACACGGAUUCUCUGGAUUCCACCAAGAUCAGCAUAUUGUCCAGUGACGAUGCAUACGUUUCCUCGAGUGCCAUUGCCUUCAUGCAAGGCUUGUAUCCUCCUGUUACGGGAACCAUGGCCGGUAUUGCGGGCGGUGCUGCGGUCGCCAGGCUUGCCAACAAUUCUGUUCUCGAAUUUCCACUCAACGGCUAUCAGUACCCUAGGAUACAAGCCUCUUCAAUGUCGAGUCCUGAAUCUAUCUGGUCUCAGGGAUACCGCAAUUGUCCUUCCAAAAGCCACUCAGAGCUGGAGAUUGUCAACAGUGGGGAAAUGAAGAAGCUCAAAGCAGAAUCGCAGCCUCUCUUUGACAAAUUUCGUGAUAGUCUGUUGGAAUCCUCGGGCCUGUUCAAGAGCGUCUCGAGUUUAGAAUACGACUAUUUCGGCAACGCUUACGAUGUUUAUGAUUUUGUCCAAUACAACUAUACCCACGAUAAUAUCACGCAGACCAUCGUCCCACGGGCAGAUAUUGACAGUCUUGAAAAAUAUGCGGCUCGACAACAACGAGAGCUGCACGGCAACCUAACUGUAAGCGGUACAGAGCCAAACGACCAGAUUCGUGCCAUCGGCGGUAAGACCCUUGCUGCCAGGAUUCUCUUGCAAAUCAAGGCAUCCAGCAAUGAUAAAAUCGCGACGCAUUCGAGCCUCCAAAGGAGCAAACUCACCUUGAUGUUUGGCUCUCACGAACCCCUUGUCUCCUUAUUUUCACUCACUGGGCUCGUCAACGGUAACAGCAGACAAGUCUUUGAGGCUCUUCCCAAACCAGGGGCAGCAGUCGUUUUUGAAACUUUCACGGCCGGAGGGAGCGCGUCUGAGGAUGGCCAACCACCUCCCGUCGAAGACCUUUUGGUGCGCUUCCUGUAUCGCAACAGCUCGGAGGAUAACGCAUCAUUCGUGGCGUACCCACUUUUUGGUAGAGGCAAUGCGGAAUGGCAGAUGAGAUAUACGGACUUUGCAGAUGCGAUAGACAGGAUUGACCUGCCGACGUGGCAGCUGUGGUGCGCUGCUUGUGGUCAUGGUGCAACAUUUUGCCCUGGCAAUAAGGCUGUUACAUCGGGACUCGACGGCCUAGGUGAAUCGGGUGGAUCGAGGGGGAACAUGAGCCUAGCAGUAGCGGGAGUCAUUGGUGCCGUUGUCGCCCUAGCCCUCAUGGCGAUUUUGACAAUCAUGGUGGCCCUUCUUGGCGGUCUAAGGCUCAGUCGCAGAAAUCAGACGCAAGCACAUGGCUCAGGAGGCCUUGCUGCAUCCGGCGGUUUCCGAGGUGUGGAGAAGAGAGAAAAUGAUCGUGACGUGCAAGUUACCCAAGGCGGUAUCCAUCACGAACGUUCUGGUAGUUGGGAGUUGAGAUGCGCGGGUCCCCAAAGCCAUCAACAAGUUGCGCGUGAUGUCAGUCUUCGGCCAGGACUCUCCGUGAUGCGGCAGCAAGGGGAUAGCCAGACGCCGGGGAAGCGAGGGGGUAAUGCAUCGCCGCUGGACGAUGAGACCGGCAGCAUAUUCGGUGCAUCACCUGUAGAGCCAAGGUCUGCCAUCUAA
Molecule: messenger RNA, 1980 nt
Organism: Pyricularia pennisetigena
Lineage: Eukaryota; Fungi; Ascomycota; Sordariomycetes; Magnaporthales; Pyriculariaceae
Exons: 3
Biological process (GO): dephosphorylation
Molecular function (GO): phosphatase activity
Source: RefSeq, a predicted model, not a curated record